AUGGACGUGGACGUGGACGUGGACAUGGAGGUGGACGUGGACGUGGACGUGGACAUGGACGUGGACGUGGACGUGGACGUGGACGUGGACAUGGACGUGGACAUGGACGUGGACGUGGACGUGGACGUGGAGUGGACGUGGAGUGGACGUGGACGUGGACGUGGACGUGGACGUGGACGUGGACGUGGACGUGGACGUGGACGUGGACGUGGAGGACGUCGACGUGGACGUGGACGUGGACGUGGACAUGGACGUGGACGUGGACAUGGAUAUGGACGUGGACGUGGACGUGGACGUGGACGUGGACCUGGACGUGGACGUGGACGUGGACGUGGACAUGGACGUGGACGUGGACCCAUGGUCGUGGACGUGGACGUGGACGUGGACGUGGACAUGGACGUGGACGUGGACGUGGACAUGGACGUGGACAUGGACAUGGACAUGGACGUGGACGUGGACAUGGACGUGGACCUGGACAUGGACAUAGACGUGGACGUGGACGUGGACAUGGACGUGGACGUGGACAUGGUCGUGGACGUGGACGUGGACGUGGACGUGGACAUGGACGUGGACGUGAACAAGACGUGGACGUGGACGUGGACGUGGAGGUGGACGUGGAGUGGACGUGGACGUGGACGUGGACGUGGACGUGGACGUGGAGAACUUGGACGUGGACAUGGACGUGAACGUGGACGUGGACGUGGACGUGGAGGACUUGGACGUGGACAUGGACGUGGACGUGGAGUGGACGUGGUCGUGGACGUGCACGUUGACGUGGACGUGGACGUGGACAUGGACGUGGACGUGGACGUGACGUGGACGUGGACGUGGACGUGGACGUGGACGUGGACAUGGAGGUGGACGUGGACGUGGACGUGGACAUGGACGUGGACGUGGACGUGGACGUGGACGUGGACAUGGACGUGGACAUGGACGUGGACGUGGACGUGGACGUGGACGUGGAGUGGAGCUGGAGUGGACGUGGACGUGGACAUGGACGUGGACGUGGACGUGGACGUGGACGUGGACGUGGACGUGGAGGACGUGGACGUGGACGUGGACGUGGACGUGGAGAACUUGGACGUGGACAUGGACGUGAACGUGGACGUGGACGUGGACAUGGAGGACAUGGACGUGGACAUGGACGUGGACGUGGACGUGGACAUGGACGUGGACGUGGACGUGGACGUGGACGUGGACGUGGACAUGGACGUGGACGUGGACGUGGACGUGGACAUGGACCUGGACAUGGACGUGGACGUGGACAUGGACGUGGACGUGGACAUGGUCGUGGACGUGGACGUGGACGUGGACGUGGACAUGGACGUGGACGUGAACAAGACGUGGACGUGGACGUGGAGUGGACGUGGACGUGGACGUGGACGUGGACGUGGACGUGGACGUGGACGUGGACGUGGACGUGGACGUGGACAUGGACGUGGACGUGGACGUGGACGUGGACGUAGACGUGGACGUGGACAUGGACGUGGACAUAGACGUGGACGUGGACGUGGACGUGGACAUGGACGUGGACGUGGACGUGGACGUGGACAUGGACGUGGACGUGGACGUGGACGUGGACGUAGAGGACGUGGACGUGGACGUGGACGUGGACGUGGACGUGGACGUGGAGAACUUGGACGUGGACAUGGACGUGAACGUGGACGUGGACGUGGACGUGGAGGACUUGGACGUGGACAUGGACGUGGACGUGGAAUGGACGUGGACGUGGACGUGGACGUUGACGUGGACGUGGACAUGGACGUGGACGUGGACGUGACGUGGACGUGGACGUGGACGUGGACAUGGACGUGGACGUGGACGUGGACAUGGAGGUGGACGUGGACGUGGACGUGGAGGUGGACGUGGACGUGGACGUGGAGGUGGACGUGGACAUGGACGUGGACGUGGACGUGGUCAUGGACGUGGACGUGGACGUGGACGUGGACGUGGAGUGGACGUGGAGUGGACGUGGACGUGGACAUGGACGUGGACGUGGACGUGGACGUGGAUGUGGACGUGGACGUGGACGUGGACGUGGACGUGGACGUGGACGUGGAGGACGUGGACGUGGACGUGGACGUGGACGUGGAGGACGUGGACGUGGACAUGGACGUGGACGUGGAGAACUUGGACGUGGACAUGGACGUGAACGUGGACGUGGACGUGGACGUGGAGGACUUGGACGUGGACGUGGACGUGGACGUGGACAUCGACGUGGACGUGGACGUGGACGUGGACGUGGACGUGGACGUGGACAUGGACGUGGACGUGGACGUGGACGUGGACGUGGACAUGGACCUGGACAUGGACGUGGACGUGGACGUGGACAUGGACGUGGACGUGGACAUGGUCGUGGACGUGGACGUGGACGUGGACGUGGACGUGGACGUGGACGUGGACGUGGACGUGGACGUGGACGUAAAGGACGUGGACGUGAACGUGGACGUGGACGUGGAGAACUUGGACGUGGACAUGGACGUGAACGUGGACGUGGACGUGGACGUGGACAUGGACCUGGACAUGGACGUGGACGUGGACAUGGACGUGGACGUGGACAUGGUCAUGGACGUGGACGUGGACGUGGACGUGGACGUGGACGUGGACGUGGACAUGGACGUGGACGUGAACAAGACGUGGACGUGA
Molecule: messenger RNA, 2646 nt
Organism: Closterium sp. NIES-65
Lineage: Eukaryota; Viridiplantae; Streptophyta; Zygnematophyceae; Desmidiales; Closteriaceae
Source: the annotation of a GenBank genome assembly